This is a messenger RNA of Annulohypoxylon maeteangense, 1109 nucleotides long. RefSeq lists its product as uncharacterized. The transcript has 3 exons. The record is from RefSeq and is a predicted model, not a curated record. Lineage: Eukaryota; Fungi; Ascomycota; Sordariomycetes; Xylariales; Hypoxylaceae. The coding region runs from base 138 to 863 and encodes 241 amino acids.
ACACGCAACUCGUUUAAACGUAUCCGAAUAUCUACCUACCUCCGACAUAACACCCGCGAUACCAUCACCAAUCCCCACAUCCCACCACCCCACCAACAUCCCACGCAGACCGCACAAACCGAAAAAAUACCAUCAAAAUGGUAACAACCCGCUCCGCCAGCCGCGCCGCCUCCGUCGCGCCUCGCCACCCCUCUCCCAGCAGCCCCAGCCCCAGCAGCAGCAACAACAGCACCACUGUCUCCCGCACAUCCUGGACACACGCGCCCACGCGUCUAACCCUCUUCUGGUUCGGGCUGUCCCUGCCCCUCGUGAUCUGGGACACAGGAUACGUGCUCCUGCGCCCGUUAACAAUGGAGGGCGGAUCACUACACUGGCCGCUGUACACGCCGUACAAGCUGUACGGCGAGGUGGACCACGUGUACGGGUGGAAGGCGUUCGACGCGCACAGCGGGUUCACGGCCGCGCAGGGGACGCUGAAUGUCGUUGAGACGGUUAUGUAUCUUUUCUAUGUGGGCUGGUAUCUUGGGAAGGGGGUUAGGGUUGAGGUGAAGGGGAAGGGGAGGGAGAAGGGGGUGGGAGAGGGGAAGAAGGUUUUGCUGGGAAGACAGGCUGGGGUGGCGGUUUUGGUGGCGUUUAGUGCGGCGGUUAUGACUUUGAGUAAGACGGUGUUGUAUUGGCUUAAUGAGUACUUCUCGGGCUUCGACAACAUCGGCCAUAACAGCCGCCAAGAUCUGAUUCUCCUGUGGAUCAUCCCGAACGGCCUAUGGCUUAUCUUCCCGACAUACAUAAUCUACGUCAUGGGCGGCGAGAUCGUAGAAGGAUUGUCGAACGCGUCGUCUAGUGUGGCGAUCAAGUCUGAGUAGGUCAAUCGCGUUUUUACGUGGGAAACAGGUCAAAGUGAGCCAAGGCAGGCGUAUAUGCCGAUUACGAGGGGAUGAAGAAAUGUCACGAUUACGGUCGUGAUAACGUGUUUACGAGUCCAAGCCCAGGCUGUAAGAUUGAAUGAAUAUAUCCAAUACCCAUGAACAAGCCGUAUUAUGCUAUCUUCAUAUCCUCCAGCUAAUUAGACUAUGCUCAACACCCUUUCCCCCCCCUUCAUCGCUACAUAC